Molecule: messenger RNA, 569 nt
Organism: Gadus macrocephalus (Pacific cod)
Lineage: Eukaryota; Metazoa; Chordata; Actinopteri; Gadiformes; Gadidae
Gene: ndufa7
Product: NADH:ubiquinone oxidoreductase subunit A7
Exons: 4
Coding region: 104-433 (109 amino acids)
Biological process (GO): ATP synthesis coupled electron transport; mitochondrial electron transport, NADH to ubiquinone
Cellular component (GO): mitochondrial inner membrane
Source: RefSeq, a predicted model, not a curated record
GGCAGACGGUAGGCCUAUAUCACGCCAUAGCGCUAGGUGGCAGUCAUGUAAUAGUUCCAGAAGGUGGUACAGAAGAACAGUUGUGCCCUUCACAACAGCAAUCAUGGCCACUGCUACGAAAAUUGUCCAGAAGUUGCGGAAUUUAUUAUCAGGGCAUGACCUGCAAGCUAAACUCCAGCUGCGUUAUGGCGAAAUAGCAAAGAGGACCCAGCCUCCCGCCAAGCUCCCAGUUGGCCCCAGCCACCAGUUUGCGGGCAACUACUACCACACCAGGGAUGGACGCAGGGAAUCGGUUCCUGCCACAGUAAUCAUGUCGGCACAGAAGGCCCUCACUGCUGGGAGCCAAGUUCCUGACGUUCCUGCAAAGCGGGCCGUCACCCCUGGCAACGUCCCGAGGGAGCUGACGCUGUCCAAAGAUGAGCCCUACCUCUAAACUCAUCACAAUCCUCCACUACCCGCCCGCGCCACCAGGGGGCGUCUGAACGUCACAGGCGGACCGUAAUGGAAACCGCAGCAUCCUGUUUUGAAUUCUGUAUUAUAGAACAUUUUAAUAAAGAAUCUUAUGUCAA